CAAGGCAUUGACUGGCGCAACCGCUGGGCACUGACUGGUGGUACUGACUGGCAGCACUGCAUUGAUGGGCACUGGUAGGUGGCACUGCUGGGCACAGGUAGGUGGCACUGCUGAGCGGCACUGCUGGGCACAGGUGGGCAGAACUGGGGGGUGGCACUGCUGGGCACCAAUCAUCAGGGCACUGAUCAUCAGUGCCCUGAUGAUCGGUGCCGAUCCCUGCUCUGAGAACUGCUGGUUCUCGGCAGUACUUUCCUCGCGCUCUGACAGCGUGAGGAAAGUG
This is a messenger RNA of Staurois parvus, 280 nucleotides long. The record is from the annotation of a GenBank genome assembly. Lineage: Eukaryota; Metazoa; Chordata; Amphibia; Anura; Ranidae.